UUCCCUAAUGGUCACGUGGUCACUACUGUAAAACAAAAAAUAUAGCCACAGAUUAUAUAGCUAGCAAAGAAGUAAAUGAAGUCCACUAAUCAUGUAUUAUACAUCGACUAGAAUAGUACAUUUACUAUGGAUAUGUCUGCUCUGUCUUACCCUGCUGAGCCCCUAUUCAUUUGCUGGUAAAAUGAAGAUUGUUGAGGAACCAAAUACAUUUGGGCUCAACAAUCCCUUUUUGGCCCAAGGAAGUAGACUCCAGCCCAAGGUGACUCCAGGCCCAGUGUCAGGACCAGCACAUCUCCGCCGACUAGCAGGAAAGUGCUUCAGUUACAUAGAGUCCACGUAUAAAUAUGAAUUCUGUCCAUUCCACAACAUCACCCAGCAUGAGCAGUCAUUCAGGUGGAACGCUUACAGUGGCAUACUGGGAAUCUGGCAGGAGUGGGAGAUUGUGAACAACACCUUUUUGGCCAUGUGGAUGAGAGAGGGAGAUGCCUGUGGGAAUAAAAAUAGGCAAACAAAGGUCAUUCUGACCUGCGGUGGAAGUAGCAAGUUGGCUCAAGUGUCAGAGCCCACUACCUGUGUGUAUUCUCUAAGCUUUGAGACCCCACUUGUAUGCCACCCACAUUCUCUCUUAGUGUACCCAACUCUGAGUGACAAGCUGCAGAUGGAAUGGGAUGAAGUCGAACAGGCCCGCUAUGAGAACCUCAUUACUGAGCAGGGCUACAAUAAUCUACUGAGGGAUAUUUUUGAGGAUGCUGGUUUCCUAAAGAGCCAAAAGGUAAAGGAGAAGCCGGAUAUCACAACUACCUCAAAGACGCAUGAUUCCUUGCAGAAAUGCAACGAGGAUGUCCGUAAACAGAGGGAAGAGAUUGAGAGAUUGCAAGCUCUCCUCACUCAACAUAACAUUCCCCAUGAGUCAAAGGCAGCUAAGGCGAAGAUUCCAGUGAGUGUGACUGUGCAAAAUCGGCACCUGAGGGGGGACAACGGCCUCAUCGCAGACCUACUCUGAGGAUUCCAGACAUUUACACAAAAUAUUGCAGACCACUAACUGAACAGCAGAGAAGGAAGAUGUCACACAAUAAACAUGGCAGUUCCACAUUAGAGAAUUCAAGUUUAAAAAAGAAGUGUUUAUUCUAAAUACAAUUUUAGAGAAUCAACCAUGUUUUCUUGACUGUGAGGCCUACCUGUACUCCCCAAUGGCAUAGCUACAUUCUUAGAAUAUUUUUUUUUCAACUCCAUUGUGUCUCGACAGAAAUCAUACCUCUGCUAUCAAAGGAAGGACACUGAAGAUGUAAAUUGUUUGAUCCAGAAAAUACAUUUUUGAAGAAAAUUAAAAGUUACAGCCUUGA
This is a messenger RNA of Salvelinus namaycush (lake trout), 1343 nucleotides long. It is a transcript of the gene gnptg, whose product is annotated as N-acetylglucosamine-1-phosphate transferase subunit gamma. NCBI's taxonomy places the organism in Eukaryota, Metazoa, Chordata, Actinopteri, Salmoniformes, Salmonidae. The record is from RefSeq and is a predicted model, not a curated record. The transcript has 11 exons. Gene Ontology annotation, cellular component: Golgi apparatus. Bases 92 to 1003 code for a protein of 303 amino acids.